AGCUCAAUUGUCAAAACAUAGAAUUUUUAUGAGCGUGUGUACUGUGGCAAAUUAUUUUGUAGAAUUGUACAAAAGAUUAUGUGUGAUUAAUUACUUAUAUUCAUAAGCAAAAAUGUGUGACAGCGACGAUCCUGGUGAACAUAGCCGUCCUGGCGGUGACCUGAUAGGUUUUUUGUUUGGUAACGUCGAUGAAAGCGGUCAACUCGAAGAUGAUGGACUGCUUGACGGCGAUUCCAAGCGCAUGUUAUCAUCUCUCAGCCGCUUGGGACUGGGCUCCAUACUGUCUGAAGUGUUGGAACAUGAGGAGCCCAACAAAGAGGAUGAGGAGAAAGAUUAUACAGAAAAAAGUCCUUCAGCAAUAGAUUUUUUUGACACAGAUGAUGUAGCUGAAGAUAUUAAACAAGAACAAGUUGAAAUUAAGGAUGAAAGCUUAGAAGAUACAAUUAAGACUGAGCAUUUUGAUAUGGAUAUUUCUGAAACAACAGUACAACAAAAAAGGAAUGACAAACUGUCUGGAAGUGGACGAGACUCUGUAAAAGAUGAAAUUGACAGCUGGAAGGAUGGUGAUGAUUUGUAUAAGGAAGAAGUUCAGACUACUAACGAUGAUGGGUAUGAGGGUGACAUGGAGGGUGACGGUGGUCUUAUGCCUCCACCAUCAACAGUACCAAGUCAUAAAUCUGAGAGGCCAAAAAAGUUAGAGACACCAUUAGCAGCCAUGCUGCCUUCUAAGUAUGCUAAUGUGGAUGUCACAGAGUUGUUUCCGGAUUUUAGACCUGAUAAGGUCCUACUGUUUUCUCGUCUUUUUGGACCGGGUAAGUUGUCCAGCUUACCUCAAAUAUGGCGUGGCGUGAAGAAGCGAAGGAGACGCAAACGCAGUGGCAGUACUGGCAGCGACACACCGUCGCAGCAACCUGAGAACCAGGAACCGCAGUAUGCUAGUGACGACGAGGACAAACUUCUGAAACCAAUGGAAGAGACUCAGCAAUCAAAUUCCGAAGACAAGAAUUCAGGUUCAGGAGACAAAUCACAAAGACCAACUCCUGCACAUUGGCGUUUUGGACCUGCACAAGUUUGGUAUGACAUGCUUAAUGUGCCUGAAACUGGAGAGGGAUUUGAUUAUGGUUUUAAAUUGAAGCCGCCUUCACCUGAACGAGAGGAAAAGCCAAAGGACGAGACCGAAUCAGAUGUUAAGAGUGAAGAGAAAGGAGAUGAGUCCGAGUCAGGUUUCCCCGAUGACUCUUUCCUGAUGGUGUCACAGUUGCAAUGGGAGGAUGACGUCAUAUGGGAUGGAAGUGAAAUUAAGCACAAGGUACUGGCUCGUUUGAACAGCAAAAGUAACGCAGCAGGAUGGGUGCCCACUUCGGUGAGUCGCACCGCGCAACAGUUCUCUCAUCCGCGACCGCAACCGCCGGCACCGUUGCAGCCGAAACCUCCGGCAUCAGCGUCGUCAUCGAAUCAACCCGGUUCCGCACAACCUGACGGUGAAGACAACACAUGGUACAGUAUAUUUCCGGUGGAAAACGAGGAGUUGGUGUACGGAACUUGGGAGGACGAGGUCAUCUGGGACGCGGAGUGCAUGAGCAAGAUACCGAAACCGAAGAUAUUGACCUUAGACCCUAAUGAUGAGAACAUUAUACUCGGCAUACCUGAUGAUGUCGAUCCGUCCAAGAUUACUAGAGAGAGAGGACCACAACCCAAGGUUAAGAUUCCGCAUCCGCACGUGAAGAAAUCCAAGAUAUUGCUUGGCAAGGCUGGUGUGAUUAACGUUAUGCAAGAGGACGCGCCUCCGCCACCACCGAAAUCUCCCGACAGAGAUCCGUUUAAUAUCUCUAAUGACGUUUACUACCAGCCGAAGUCGCAGAACCCUCGGCUGAAGGUGAGCGGCGGCCAGCUGAUCCAGCACAGCACGCCGGUGGUGGAGCUGCGCGCGCCGUUCAUCCAGACGCACAUGGGCCCGGCGCGCCUGCGCGCCUUCCACCGCCCGCCGCUGCGCGAGCUGCGCCACGCGCCCAUCUCCGCUCCCGGCCCGCACCCCGUGCAGCCGCUGCUCAAACACAUCAAGAAGAAGGCCAAGCAACGUGAAGCGGAACGUCUCGCAUCUGGCGGUGGUGACGUGUUCUUCAUGCGAACCCCUGAGGAUCUGAGCGGAAGAGAUGGAGAGCUGAUCUUGGUCGAAUUCUGCGAAGAACAUCCUCCCCUAAUCAGCCAAGUGGGCAUGUGUACCAAAAUCAAGAACUACUACAAACGAACUGCCACUAAGGAUAACGGUCCCAAGCCAUUGAAAUACGGCGAGGUAGCGUACGCGCAUACGUCGCCUUUCCUUGGGAUCUUACCGCCCGGCGCGACUCAGCCGGUCGUCGAGAACAACAUGUACCGAGCACCCAUAUACGAGCAUACAAUGGCGCCGACCGACUUCCUUGUCAUCAGGACCAGACAAGCUUACUACAUACGCGAGGUGGAUGCAGUGUUCGUUGCUGGUCAAGAAUGUCCGCUGUAUGAAGUGCCUGGUCCUAAUUCGAAGCGAGCGAACAACUUCGUGCGAGACUUUUUACAAGUCUUCAUAUAUCGAUUGUUCUGGAAAUCUCACGACAAACCGAGGCGUAUAAAAAUGGAUGUCAUUAAGCGAGCGUUCCCCUCGCAUUCUGAAAGUUCUAUUAGAAAACGUCUCAAGCUGUGCGCUGAUUUCAAACGUACUGGAUUAGAUUCUAAUUGGUGGGUAAUAAAGCCAGACUUCCGUCUGCCUUCCGAAGAAGAAAUCCGCGCGAUGGUCUCCCCCGAGCAGUGCUGCGCGUACUUUAGUAUGGCGGCGGCGGAACAGAGGCUCAAGGAUGCGGGGUACGGAGAAAAGUUCAUAUUCACACCGCAAGAGGAUGAUGAUGAAGAGAUGCAGUUAAAAAUGGAUGACGAGGUGAAAGUAGCCCCAUGGAACACGACGCGCGCCUACAUCCAAGCCAUGCGAGGGAAGUGCCUCCUUCAACUAACAGGCCCGGCCGACCCCACCGGUUGCGGCGAAGGAUUCUCAUACGUGCGGGUGCCGAACAAACCAACCCUCCAACCGAACGAAGAGCAGCAACCGAAACGAACGGUCACAGGUACCGAUGCUGACUUGAGAAGGCUGAGUUUGAAUAACGCCAAGGCCCUGUUAAGGAAGUUCGGUGUACCUGAAGAGGAGAUUAAAAAACUAUCUCGAUGGGAAGUCAUUGACGUCGUCAGAACAUUAUCGACGGAGAAAGCUAAAGCGGGUGAAGAAGGCAUGACCAAGUUCUCUAGAGGAAAUCGAUUCUCAAUCGCUGAACAUCAAGAAAGGUACAAAGAAGAAUGUCAACGUAUAUUUGAGUUGCAAAAUCGCGUGUUGCAAAGUACAGAAGUGCUGAGUACGGACGAAGCCGAGAGCUCCGUCAGCGAAGAGUCCGAUUUGGAAGAGAUGGGUAAAAACCUCGAAAACAUGUUGGCUAACAAGAAGACCACUGAGCAGUUAUCACUGGAAAGGGAAGAGGCGGAACGAGCUGAGUUGCGCAAAAUGAUAAUGGGACAAUCUGAGAAGAAACCUCAAAUUAACCAAGCUGAUCAACAACAAUCUUCUAAUCAAGGCCGCGUGCUGCGCAUCGUGCGCACGUUCCGCAACGCGUCGGGGCAGCGCUACACGCGCGUGGAGCUCGUGCGCAAGGCCGCCGUCAUAGAGGCCUACGUCAAGAUCAGGUCCACCAAGGACGAAAUGUUCAUACGGCAGUUCGCCUCCAUGGACGAGACGCAGAAGGAAGAGAUGAAGAGAGAAAAGAGAAGGAUUCAGGAGCAAUUGAGACGUAUCAAGAGGAAUCAAGAAAGAGAACGGCUGGCUGGUAACGUCCCUGUUCCUGGAGCAAGCAAUAAUGAUAGUAUGAAUCUAUCGUCGUCAAUUGACUUAGGCUCGCCGUCGCCCGGCCUCAUACCGCUCGGUCAAAUCAAACAGGAGCCCGACGUGUACACGCCCAACAGCUCGUCGUCGUCGUCGCGUCGGCGCGCCAAGUUGAAGCCGGAUCUGAAACUGAAGUGCGGCGCGUGCGGGCAGGUGGGGCACAUGCGCACCAACAAGGCGUGUCCGCUGUACACCGGCGCGGGCGCCGCCUCGCCGCCCGGCGCCGACGAGCCCGCGCCCGACCCCGACGACGACGACCUCGGGUACGUCGACGGCACCAAGCUCACGCUGCCCUCCAAGGUUAUCAAGCAAACGGCAGAGGAGCUGCGCAAGCGCGGGUCGCGGCGCGGCGAGCGCGGCGGGCGCGCGCGGCGCCGCUCGGCCUGCGAGUACCUCGUGCGCCGCCCCGCCGAGCGCCGCCGCACCGACCCGCUCGUCACGCUCUCGUCGCUGCUCGAGGACGUGCUCAACCACAUGCGCCAUCUGCCCGACGUGCAGCCCUUCCUCUUCCCCGUCAACUCCAAGCUGGUGGCUGAUUACCACCGCAUCGUAACGCGUCCGAUGGACCUGCAAACCAUCCGGGACAACCUCCGGCAGAAACACUAUCAGAGCAGGGAGGAGUUUCUUGCCGACGUCAACCAGAUUGUCGAAAACAGCACCCUGUAUAACGGACCGACAAGCAGUCUUACUGUAGCUGCACAGAGAAUGUUGCAGCGUUGUGUUGAAAAGUUAGCGGAGAAAGAAGAACAACUAAUGAAACUGGAGAAACAAAUCAACCCGUUACUAGACGACAAUGAUCAGGUGGCGCUAUCGUUCAUAUUGGAGAAUCUGUUGACGACAAAGUUGAAGGUGAUGUCGGAAGCGUGGCCUUUCCUGAAGCCCGUCAACAAGAAACAAGUGAAAGAUUACUACAACGUUAUCAAGAAACCUAUUGAUAUGGAAACGAUGGGCAAGAAAAUACAAGCGCACAAGUAUCACAGUCGCGAUGAGUUCUUACGAGACGUACAACUGUUGGUGAACAAUUGCCGCGCGUACAACGGACCCAACUCGCAAUUCACGAGACAGGCUGAAGCGAUAUUGAAGGUCACACAAGAAGCACUUGAGCAGUUCGACGAGCACGUGAGCCAGCUGGAGGCGAACAUAUCGCGCGUGCAGCAGAAGAUGUUGGAGGACGCCGAGCAGUCGCCGGAGGAGAGCGAGGAGGCGCCGCCCGACGAGAAACGCGGGAGGGGGCGCCCGCGCAAGCACAAGCCGCAGACCUCCGCCUCCACUGCGGAUGGUGCCACGCCAAGGAAACGAGGAAGGCCAAGGAAAGAUCAAAACAGUCUGGAAGAAGAUUUGCAGUAUUCUGACAGCGGCAGUUCUGAAUUGGAAGAGGUUGAGCAGAAAGACGCCGCCAUUGCUAUGGUGCAACUGUCUGUACAGCCUGAUGACCAACCAGCUGCCGGUUCGUCGGGGCUGGGUUUCGACACGUCGGAGUUCCUGAUCAAGCGCGAGGCUCCCGAGGAGGUCGCGCCCUGCGACGACUACGUGGACCUCGACCGCGGUCACACAGACUUCUCAUUCCCUCCUGUUGUUAAGGAGGAGCCUAUGGAACACGACAUGGGCAUGGAUCAACAAAUGAUGGAGACGGGACAUUUGGAACCACCGCCACAGUUCAAAGAGGAACCACCGGAGAAUUGGCAGCCGGACCCAGCGAUUCAAGACGAUCUGCAAGUCACGGACAGUGAGGAGGAGCCCGAAGACGGAUUGUGGUUUUAGAUUAAUUAUAUACAUAGCUAUAGAUAUAGGUGAUGUUAUAUUUGUUACAGAAAUAUCAUUUUCAUGAACUGUAUAUAAAUGGCCGUUUUUAUAAUCAAAUAU
This is a messenger RNA of Manduca sexta (tobacco hornworm), 5758 nucleotides long. It is a transcript of the gene Taf1, whose product is annotated as transcription initiation factor TFIID subunit 1. Gene Ontology annotation, biological process: transcription by RNA polymerase II; RNA polymerase II preinitiation complex assembly. The record is from RefSeq and is a predicted model, not a curated record. The transcript has 35 exons. NCBI's taxonomy places the organism in Eukaryota, Metazoa, Arthropoda, Insecta, Lepidoptera, Sphingidae. Gene Ontology annotation, cellular component: transcription factor TFIID complex. Gene Ontology annotation, molecular function: DNA binding; RNA polymerase II general transcription initiation factor activity; RNA polymerase II general transcription initiation factor binding. The coding region runs from base 113 to 5656 and encodes 1847 amino acids.